Cornus florida is the source of this 978-nucleotide messenger RNA. RefSeq lists its product as uncharacterized. The coding region runs from base 1 to 978 and encodes 325 amino acids. NCBI's taxonomy places the organism in Eukaryota, Viridiplantae, Streptophyta, Magnoliopsida, Cornales, Cornaceae. The transcript is spliced from 2 exons. The record is from RefSeq and is a predicted model, not a curated record. Gene Ontology annotation, molecular function: zinc ion binding; nucleic acid binding.
AUGGUUGUGGACAUUGCAGCUAUGACCUGGGAUGAUUUUAAAACUCGGUUCAAUGACAAAUACUUUCCACAAUCAGUGAAGGAGAAGAAGGCAACUGAGUUCAUGCAGCUGGAACAGAAUAAUGAUAUGUCAGUCAGUGAGUACGAGAGGAAGUUUACAGAGCUAUCCCGAUUCGCUCCUCACAUUAUUGCGAACGAGUUACACAAAGUCAGAAAGUUUGAGCGGGGGUUGAUCUCUCAUGUGAAGAAGUUUGUGGUGGGUCAUCGUUUUGACACUUAUGCCAAAGUGGUGGAAUGUGCCAUGGCAGUAGAGGAGAACAAUAACAUUGCCUUUCAGAAACAGAAGGAGCGUAGGAAUCAGAGGGGCCAGCAGCAACAGACUCAGAGAAACUGGCAGGGUCAGUCUUGGCAGAGAGGUAGACAAGAUUGGCGAGCAGAGAAACGGCAGAGAGUGGGUGAAGGUGAACAAUCCACAGCUAUAGUACCAGCCAUACCUAAUGAUGCACAGCCAUAUCAGUUCAGCGGGCACUGCUACAAUUGUCGUGAGCAAGGAUACUUGGCUCGUAAUUGUCCCAAGCCUCACAAGAAUAACCAGCAGAAAGGUCAGGCACCACAGCAGAAAGGAGGUGCAAGGGUUUAUGCAGUUGUUCCAGAUGGGAGACAGGACCAUGCACCACCAGCAGUGGAAGGUACAUUUACUAUUUAUGGCAGUAUAGCUAGAAUACUAUUUGAUUCAGGUUCUUCAUAUUCUUUUAUUGCAUUAUCAUUUGUGGACACACUGGGAUUAGAACUUGGACAUAUGAGUAAUGCCCUAUCUAUCACAACUCCACUCGGGAGCGCGACGACACUUGAUAGAAUAUGUUGUGCUUGUCUUAUUACAAUUGGGGAGUUGGAGUAUCCUAUUGAUUUGAUAGUAUUACGGAUGAGAGACUUUGAUGCUAUAUUGGGUAUGGAUUGGUUGGCUAGAUAUCAUGCUUAG